AACAACAUGGAUAUUAAAAAUGCAACAUCACUGACAAAGUUUGUUCUCACAGGCCUUACAUAUCAACCAGAGUGGCAUAUUCACCUGUUCCUGAUGUUCUUGAUGAUAUACCUCAUCACCAUCAUGGGAAACCUUGGGCUAAUUGCUCUCAUCUGCAAUGACCCUCAACUUCACAUUCCCAUGUACUUAUUCCUUGGUAGUUUGGCCUUUGUGGAUGCUUGCAUAUCCUCCACAGUGACCCCCAAGAUGCUGGUCAAUUUCCUAGCCAAAAGUAAGAUGAUAUCUCUCUCUGAAUGCAUAACACAAUUAUUUUCCUUUGCAUUCAGUGCAACCACAGAAUGUUUUCUCUUGGCAACAAUGGCAUAUGAUCGCUAUGCUGCCAUAUGCAAACCAUUACUUUAUCCAGUGAUUAUGACCAAUAGACUAUGCAUUCGACUAUUAGUUUUAGCAUUUGUAGGUGGCUUUAUUCAUUCCAUAAUUCAUAUAGGUUUUUUAUUCAGAUUAACCUUUUGUAAGUCUAACAUAAUACAUCACUUUUACUGUGACAUCAUGCCAUUGUUUAAGAUUUCUUGUACUGACCCUUCACUCAAUGUUCUGAUGGUUUUUAUCUUCUCUGGGUCAAUACAAGUGUUCACCGUUCUUACUGUUUUUGUCUCUUAUACACUUGUUCUCUUUACAAUCUUAAAAAAGAAGUCUGUACAAGGCAUAAAGAAAACCUUCUCCACCUGUGGAGCCCACCUCCUAUCUGUCUCUUUAUACUAUGGGCCUCUUCUCUUCAUGUAUGUGCGCCCUGGAUCUGCACAAGAAGAUGAUCAAGAUAUGGUGGACUCCCUAUUUUACACUGUUGUAAUUCCUUUCUUAAAUCCAAUUAUCUACAGCCUGAGAAAUAAGACAGUCAAAGAUUCACUGACAAAAGUGUUAAAGAGAAAUGUUUAGAUCUCAU
This is a messenger RNA of Camelus dromedarius (Arabian camel), 943 nucleotides long. RefSeq names its product olfactory receptor 5H2-like. Gene Ontology annotation, molecular function: olfactory receptor activity; odorant binding; G protein-coupled receptor activity. The transcript has a single exon. The record is from RefSeq and is a predicted model, not a curated record. Gene Ontology annotation, cellular component: membrane. Lineage: Eukaryota; Metazoa; Chordata; Mammalia; Artiodactyla; Camelidae. Bases 7 to 936 code for a protein of 309 amino acids. Gene Ontology annotation, biological process: G protein-coupled receptor signaling pathway.